AUGCGGUGGUGUCCGUCUCUUAUGCUCUUUGGCCUCUUGGCCGCUGUCAAUGCUUUGAGUAGUUCGGGGAAUCGAUUGCUUGUUGUUUUGGAAGAUUCGGCAGAGAAGGGGCUAUACUCUACACUGUGGGGUGAUCUAGAAGCUCGGGGUUACAAUCUCAUAUUCGAAUCUCCCAAGAAUGAGCAGCUUUCCUUAUUCGAGCUUGGAGAUAGAGCCUACGACCAUGUUCUCCUCCUCCCUCCAAAGUCAAAGGGCUUCGGACCUUCCUUAAGCCCCAAGAACCUUGUCGACUUCAUCAACAGCGACGGCAACGUCCUCCUCGCUCUCUCCGGAAAGUCCACAACCCCCAGCGCUGUCAGCUCUCUUCUCCUCGAAUUCGACCUCCACCUUCCCCCCGACCGUUCCUCCGUCGCGGUCGACCAUUUCAACUACGAUACCAUUUCUGCUUCCGAGAGGCACGAUGUUCUCGUCCUCGAGCGCCCCGGCAGGCUUCGACCCGACACCAAGGACUUCUUCGGCGGCGAGGGCGUUUUGGCGAUUCCCAGCGCUAACCCGCACACUCUCGGCGACUCCUCUCUCCUUGCGCCUAUCCUGCGUGCUCCCGCAACUGCCUACAGCUACAACCCCAAGGAAGAUGCGGGCUCUGUCGAGGACGUCUUUGCGACCGGCUCUCAAUUGGCCCUUGUGUCCGCCAUGCAAGCUAGAAACUCUGCCCGCUUUACUUUGCUCGGAUCCGUAGAGAGUUUGCAGGACAAGUGGUUCACCGCCAGCGUCCAGGUACCGGGUGGUAAACAGGUUGAGACGGCCAACCGGGAGUUUGCGAAGCAGCUGACUGCCUGGACGUUCAAGGAAACUGGUGUCCUCAAAGUCGGAAAGAUUGAACAUCAUCUGGCCAAGGAUGACCUGACUGUGGAAGACUUGAACCCUAGAAUCUAUCGGGUCAAGAACGAAACCGUCUUCUCCAUCGAGAUCUCCGAAUAUGCCCACGACAAAUACAUCCCCUUCGAAGUCCCCGCAAAUGACGCCCUCCAGCUCGAAUUCACCAUGCUCUCCCCCUUUUACCGUCUAAACCUCACACCGACAAAACAAACUGAAAAUAGCACGGUAUUCAGUACUCAGUUCACCGUCCCCGACCAACACGGCAUUUUCUCCUUCCGCGUCAACUACAAGCGGCCCUUCCUCUCCAACAUCGAGGAGAAGCACGAGGCGACCGUCCGCCACUACGCGCACAACGAGUACCCGCGCAGCUGGGAGAUCAGCGGCGGCUGGGUGUGGAUUGCAGGUCUUUGGUCUGUCAUCGCUGGGUUCCUGGCCCUUGUGGUUGUUUGGCUGUACUCGGCGCCUACUUCUGCCGCUGAUAGGAGAAAGAAGACGCAGUGA
Aspergillus calidoustus is the source of this 1380-nucleotide messenger RNA. NCBI's taxonomy places the organism in Eukaryota, Fungi, Ascomycota, Eurotiomycetes, Eurotiales, Aspergillaceae. The record is from the annotation of a GenBank genome assembly.